AUGAAGGAGCUUCUUACCAAAAAGAGGAAUUAUAUUGAAGCAGAAACCAUUGAAGUUCAAGGAAAUUGUAGUGCCAUCAUUCAAAAGCUUCUUCCACCGAAGUUUAAAGACCCUAGUAGUUUUACUAUCCCAUGCACUAUUGGGACGUUAGCUAUUGGGAAGGCUUUGAUAGAUUUGGGAGCAAGCAUCAACUUAAUGUCUCUCUCUAUGUUCAAGAAGAUUGGAGAGUUGGAAUUGAAGCCUACUCGUAUGACUCUCCAACUAGCUGAUAGGUCCACUAAAUACCCUCAUGGAGUGGUGGAAGACGUGUUAGUCAAAGUUGACAAAUCUCUCUUCCCGGUGGAUUUUGUCAUAAUGGAAAUGGAGGAGGAUAUUGACGUUCCUCUCAUCCUUGGGAGACCCUUCAUGAAAACCGCAAUAGUGCUAAUUGAUGUUGACAAUGAGAAACUCAAGGUGAGAGUGCAGAAUGAAGAAGUUGACUUCAAUGUUUUUGAAGCUAUGUCCCAUCCAAAUGAUGAUGAAACAUGUUUUCAACUUGAUGCUUUGGAUGAAGUAUGCUCUAACACUGAGAAAGUUGCUUACAUUUCAUCCGCUCUAGAGAAGACCCUUAUUGAUGCUUGUGAGGCUCUCAAUGAAGAGGAAGAAAAACUGAUUGAUGAAUGUUUGACUAACUUGGAUACUUUGAAGGAAAUCCCUCCUCAUGAAGUGAAGAUUGAAGAUUUAAAUGCCAAGGAGAAAGUCAAAGACGACAAACUUGAGUUAAAAAUGUUACCCCCUCAUUUGAAGUAUGUGUUUCUAGAAGAGGGUGUUAGCAAACCAGUUAUCAUCAGUAAUUCUUUAUCUUUCACAGAAGAAGCAAGGGCGCUAUUGGGUGGACAAUAUCUGAUCUCAAAGGGAUAA
Vigna radiata var. radiata (mung bean) is the source of this 900-nucleotide messenger RNA. RefSeq lists its product as uncharacterized. Gene Ontology annotation, molecular function: aspartic-type endopeptidase activity. Gene Ontology annotation, biological process: proteolysis. The record is from RefSeq and is a predicted model, not a curated record. Bases 1 to 900 code for a protein of 299 amino acids. Lineage: Eukaryota; Viridiplantae; Streptophyta; Magnoliopsida; Fabales; Fabaceae. The transcript has a single exon.